Cercopithifilaria johnstoni is the source of this 762-nucleotide messenger RNA. Lineage: Eukaryota; Metazoa; Nematoda; Chromadorea; Rhabditida; Onchocercidae. The record is from the annotation of a GenBank genome assembly.
AUGCGACAUUUAAACGGUAAUCGAUGUCGUUGUCCAUUUGGUCGUAUGGGUAUUAUGUGUCGAAGACCUUGUCAGGAUAUUUAUAAAUCAUGCGAACGUUGGAAAGAAGAAAAUCGAUGUCAAUGGGCUAAAUCUAUUCUACCAUUUUUUGAAGACAAUUGCGCAGAAAGUUGUGGCUUAUGUCAAAGUAAUGGCCAAUCAUUAAAAAUUCCAUUACCACCUAUUCUUGAACCAAUAUCAUGGUUAAUUGGCCGUUGGGAAACGGAAACAUCGACCGGUGAUCGAUUUCCGGUAUCAUUUGAACAACCGUAUAGGGAGGUUUUAGAUAUUUCACUUGCCGAAGUGCCAAUGUUCGAUCGCCCACCAGUUAAUGUUUGCAUUAGAGCAUACACUAACAAGGGGUCAGAAUAUAAUGAAGUUGGCUUCAUGACUGGAAAACCGUUUCGUGAAUUAACCGGAUUCCAUGAAUACAAUGAAUCAUUAAUUGGAAGUGAUCAGGUUGCAAUUGAAAUGGUCAGUAAUACAGGAGUUAUUACAAUUGAAGAAGGGAUAUUAAACGAUGGUGAAAUUUCGCUUACGUUGAAAUAUAAAUAUGCAGUUCCAGCAGCUAAUCAUUAUCUUUUAAAAAAGUCGCGAAGAAUUUUCAAAUUAAAAAAUUGGAAUGUAUUAAUGGAAAAGGCAUAUAUUGAACAAUCAAAUAAUACAAUUCGGAAAUGGAUCAAAAGAUAUCGACGAACAAAAGAUUAUUUAAAGGAAUAUUAA